Punctularia strigosozonata HHB-11173 SS5 is the source of this 189-nucleotide messenger RNA. RefSeq lists its product as uncharacterized. The transcript has 2 exons. The record is from RefSeq and is a predicted model, not a curated record. NCBI's taxonomy places the organism in Eukaryota, Fungi, Basidiomycota, Agaricomycetes, Corticiales, Punctulariaceae. The coding region runs from base 1 to 189 and encodes 62 amino acids.
AUGGCUCGCUUUGGGGUGCAGCACGUUCUCCGCUGGCGAGGGCUCGCGCCAGCCGUCUGCCCUCGCGCGAUCCAGGAAAGGGCGUUCUCCGAGACCGUCUCCAAAAUGUCAAGCUCUCCCGCAGCUCUUACACGUACACUGACAAUCCGCUCUUCGUACAUGCUCGAGUUCGUCCAGUCCGUUGGCUAG